Stegodyphus dumicola is the source of this 1305-nucleotide messenger RNA. RefSeq lists its product as uncharacterized. The record is from RefSeq and is a predicted model, not a curated record. Gene Ontology annotation, molecular function: protein binding. Lineage: Eukaryota; Metazoa; Arthropoda; Arachnida; Araneae; Eresidae.
GCCAAAGCCGCAAACGGAUUUAGUUGAAGAAAGUGUAUGCUUCUUAUUUACGUAUGGAUGCUUAGCAAAUUCUUGAUGCAUAAGGAAAGCGAAGGUCUUGAUGGAUGCAACAAUAAGUGUUCCUAUGCGAAAAUGGGAAAUCGAGCUUUUCUUCGAAUUUCCACCUCUUCAAUCGCCUGUCGCUAUGGACGUUCUCGAAUCGCUGCAGAAAGAUCAACGUUCGAAGAGACCGAUGCGCCGACUUGCGGACUACAUUAUUCACAGAGCAACCUCUGAUUAUGUCUAUGAUGUCAUGCAGGAAGAAGAUCUAAUAUCACAGAUUAAUGAUCCUAUAACCAAAGGUCUCAGACUCUUACACUACGCAGCCUAUCAGAAUGAUCCAGAACUGCUGCACUUAUUACUCGAACUUGGAGCCGAUCCUAAUGUCAUGGAUGAAGUAGGUUUUACGCCUCUCCAUAUAUGUGCUGAAAAAGGAUAUACGGAUCUUAUUCUCAUGCUUAUUCAGUACGGAGCUCGAGUGCGUUUUACCGAGUUGAAUCCUAAUGAUAAAGCAUAUGGAAAUCCACCUCGAGCAACUGCUGCAGAUGAACCAUUGCGGCUAGCGUUACGAAAUGGAGAACACGAUACAGCUAAUCUAUUACUGGAGCAUGGUGCCAAUCCCAGUGCUCUCUAUUACUUAGGUCAUGAAAUAAAUUUAGUCGACCCAAUGGAUUUAGAAUCGCUGGAGCUGUUGUUGACGUAUGGAGCCGAUCCUAACGCAAGAGACUUACAAGGACUUACACCUCUCAUGAAAGCCUGUCGCAAUCCGCAAGCUGUAGAAGCUGUCCAUUUAUUACUAAGUUAUGGAGCUGAUGUUAAUGCUAUAACCUCAGAAGAUCAGCGUACUUCUCUGCAUUACGCAGUUAUAGCGGGAAACCUUGAAGUUGUGGAGAUCCUAAUCCGUCAUGGAGCUAAUGUGUGUUUUCCUUUCGAACUUACAAGACCACCACCACUCUAUUUUGCAGUUCUCCGAGGCAGUGUGGAAAUUCUAGAAUUUCUUUUAAAUUCCGGUGCUGACAUCAAUGCAGUGUCAACAGUUGUCGGUUCAGCUCUGCAUCUUGCUCUCACCGAAAAAAUUGUGAAUCAGCUAGAAGUGGUCAAAACUCUUCUAAGACGUGGGGCCAACCCGAAUGCAAUUACCGUAUCUGAUAACAGACCUGUUUUAAAGCCCCCAAUUGGAGAAUAUCUGCAAUGCUGUGAACAUCCUCAACCUGAAAUAAUUCGGUUGCUUCUGAGGUAAUGUAUGCAGUUUAAUUCCUUUAAUUC